This is a messenger RNA of Aspergillus niger, 1287 nucleotides long. RefSeq lists its product as uncharacterized. Gene Ontology annotation, molecular function: FAD binding. Lineage: Eukaryota; Fungi; Ascomycota; Eurotiomycetes; Eurotiales; Aspergillaceae. The record is from RefSeq and is a predicted model, not a curated record. Gene Ontology annotation, biological process: secondary metabolite biosynthetic process. The coding region runs from base 1 to 1287 and encodes 428 amino acids. The transcript has 2 exons.
AUGGCGCAGCCAGCAGCGAGCAUAUCAGGACAAGCAGGAUCGGAUACCAUGCAUAUUGCUAUCGUCGGAGCAGGCAUAGGAGGACUGGCUCUAGCCAUUGGACUCACUAAUCGGGGCGUCUCUUACACAUUGUAUGAGUCGGCCGCGCAAUUUAGUGCAGUGGGUGCAGGGAUCGGCCUGGGGCCAAAUGCGCUUCAUGCGAUGGAAUUGAUAGACACAAGAUUCCGACAAUUGUACAAUCAAAUAUCUUCCGGAAAUUUGACGCCGAACAAGGAGCACAUAGCGAUGGAAGUGCUGUAUGCCGAAGAAGGAUUCGGCGCCAAACGGGGCUGGCAGCCGGCCCCGUUUGGGGCGGAGUUCUACACCCGAACCAGCGCACAUCGCCGUGAUCUCCUAGAAAUAAUGACCAGCUUAAUUCCGCAAGAGCGUGUACAGUUCAACAAAAGGGUCAAACAUAUCAAUCAGACGGGAGAGAACAGCAAAAUUAUUAUCACAUUUGAAGACGGCAGUAUUGCGGAGGCAGAUGCGGUUAUUGGAUGUGACGGCGUGAAGGGCCCGACGAGGCAAGCCGUCCUAGGGACACUAUACCCAGACAAGGUGCAACCUAUCUUUAGUGGCAAGUAUGUCUACAGAUCGAUCGUUCCAAUGGAAGAUGCCCAGCGGCUUCUCGGGGACCAUGCUGGAGACGCGAAGGCGUUUGUCAGCCAUAAAAAGAAUAUCAUGACGUUUCCAAUUUCACGCGGCACCGAGCUCAAUGUGGUAGCCAUCAAGAUGAUGGAUGGACCUUGGACACAUCCACAAUGGACCAAGGAUGUCACUAAGGAGGAGAUGGUGGCCGAUUUUGCGGAGUGGGCCAAACCAUUACAAUGGUCUCUAUGGCACCAUCCUGACACACCCACCUAUUAUAACGGACGAAUUUGUCUCCUGGGGGACUCGGCCCACGGCACUACGCCUCAUCAAGCUGCCGGCGCUGGACAAUGCCUGGAGGAUUCUCUUAUCAUGUCUCACAUUCUGGGUCUCGCCAAGAAUCGCUCCGAAAUUACCCACGCAUUCCAGGUUUAUGACAGUAUUCGACGGCCACGGGCGCAAGCAGUCGUAACCACGAGUCAAGAGGCGGGGACGCUCUAUACUUUCACGCAUCCGCAGUUGGGCACGGACUUGGCCGAGAUCGUCGCAAAUCUUAAUCAACGCUUUUUGUGGAUCUGGGAUCACGAUUUGAAAGCGGAUAUUGAGCUUGCCCGUCGGUGGUUUAUAGCCCUGGUACAGAUGUCUCAGUCACGAUUAUGA